Molecule: messenger RNA, 942 nt
Organism: Tupaia belangeri chinensis (Chinese tree shrew)
Lineage: Eukaryota; Metazoa; Chordata; Mammalia; Scandentia; Tupaiidae
Product: olfactory receptor 6C74-like
Exons: 1
Biological process (GO): G protein-coupled receptor signaling pathway
Cellular component (GO): membrane
Molecular function (GO): olfactory receptor activity; G protein-coupled receptor activity
Source: RefSeq, a predicted model, not a curated record
AUGAAUAACCAUACCAUGGUGACAACAUUCAUUCUUCUAGGACUGACGGAUGAUGCAAACUGGGAAAUUGUGAUUUUUCUUUUUCUGUUUGUCUUGUACUUAUUGAGUGUCACUGCAAAUCUCAGCAUUAUUCUGCUCACCCUGCUGGAUUCCCACCUCAAAACACCCAUGUAUUUCUUCCUUCGAAAUUUUUCCUUCUUAGAAGUCUCAUGGACUUCUGUCUGCAUCCCAAGAUACCUGGUCAGCAUAGCGACUAUGGAUAAAACCAUCUCCUAUGAUGCUUGUGCUGCACAAUUAUUUUUUGUUAUUUUCUUGAGUGUAGCUGAGUUUUUCCUGUUGGCUGCCAUGUCCUAUGACCGCUAUGUGGCCAUCUGCAAGCCCCUUCAUUAUGCUACAAUUAUGAGCAGCAGAGUUUGCAACCAGCUGGUUGUCGCCUCUUGAUCAGCUGGUUUGUUAACCAUCUCUCCUGGACUUCUCAUGAUCCUGGGAUUGGAAUUCUGUGAUGCCAAUGUCAUUGACCAUUUUGUCUGUGACUAUUCUCCUGUCCUAAAACUCUCCUGCACAGACACAACAGUCAUAGAAUUGUUUAGUUUUAUUUUCGCCAUCUUCACACUCCUGGUUACACUGACACUGGUAAUGUUCUCUUAUGCAAAUAUCAUCAGAACAAUUCUGAAGAUCCCUUCUGCCCAGCAGAGGAAGAAGGCUUUUUCUGCCUGUUCCUCCCACAUGAUUGUUGUCUCCAUCUCUUAUGGCAGCUGUAUUUUUAUGUAUAUUAAACCUUCUGCAGAGGAGAGGGUAGCUUUAAACAAGGGGGUAGCAGUACUCACCACUUCAAUUGCUCCUGUAUUAAAUCCUUUUAUUUAUACCCUGAGAAAUAAGCAAGUGAAACAAGCUCUGAUAGAUACAGUAAAAAGAUGUAUCUCUACCACUUUGAGAAAAUAG